Arabidopsis lyrata subsp. lyrata is the source of this 1436-nucleotide messenger RNA. RefSeq lists its product as uncharacterized. The record is from RefSeq and is a predicted model, not a curated record. The coding region runs from base 612 to 1436 and encodes 274 amino acids. The transcript has 3 exons. NCBI's taxonomy places the organism in Eukaryota, Viridiplantae, Streptophyta, Magnoliopsida, Brassicales, Brassicaceae.
CGAUCUCUCUCUCGCUUCAUUCUCUCUCUACUCCUCUUGGUUAGUUCUCUCUCACAGCUUCCUUCAUGUGAUACUCUCGUUGAUGUUGUUCUCUCUCAUAUCUCAAUAGUCUUGAUGCAACUUCAUCGCUUCGUUCUUUGCUAUACUUUAUUUUUGAUUCUGCAUCUGCUUCCUUUGAUUUCAGCUUGUGGGUUUGUCCAAAUUUCACUCGUUUUGUUCUUAGUGUAAUGAAUUGAGAAUUAUGGUUUAAAUAAUACUGCUUCUGAUUUUGAAAUUAGUUCCAAUUUGAAUGAUUAGAAGUGCUUUGUUGCUAUUACGAGGUUUAUGAAUUAACAACUAAAUGGUUUUGACGAGUCUAGAGCUUGAAAUUGUUGAUGCCAACCACAUGUUUGAUGAAAUGCCUCACAGAAAUGGUUUGUUUUUGAUAAAAGCUUCACAUAAUUGGUAGUCUCUUCUAUUAGCCUCUUGGUCUAAUCAUGUAAACUACAAAACUUGUUUAGUGAGAAAGAGACCAUGUGAUACGUGACAUUAUUAUAGAAACUUGUUUAAUGAGAAAGAGACCAUGGAAUCCAAGUUUUAAAAUAUUUUAAAAGCCAUGUUUAUGCCAUUUUAUGUGUAGGACAGAACUCGUUCAAGGAAAAAUGUCAACUAUCCAUGGUACUGAUAAUCUUGCGUGGAAUGAUGAGCAAACUCGUUUCUACCUUGAACUAAGACUUGAGGAGAAGCUUAAAGGAAAUAUAAGAAAUCAGAUUGUGAAUGAUGCUGGGAGACAAUCAAUUAUAGAUAGAUUUUAUGAGGUAUAUGGGGAAAGACAUCCAUGGAAAAAAUUUGGGAUCAAGUUUACUACUUGCAAAAAACAGUACGAGGCUUUUAGGAAGCUGACUCACAACAGAACCGGUCUUGGUUACUAUCCAAAUGGGAGCAUAAAAAUGUCUGAUGACUGGUGGAAUGAAUUGUGUAAGGAAUGGCCUGGAGCUCGGAAAAUUAAAGAGAAGCCAAUGGCAAAUGUGGAUUUGAUGGAAAAGGUAUUUGGUAAAGUGCAUAUCAGUGGAGCCGAGGGUUGGGCUCCUAAACAAGGUGAAGAGAAAUUAGACACAAUGCAUCAAGCUGAUGAUGAUGAUGAUGCUAUAUCAGGGCAGAUCCCUCCUACUCAAGAUGAUGAUGUUGAAUCAAGGCAGAUCCUUCCUACUCAGAGCAAUGUUGGCAAUGGUCCCUCAUCUGCAAGUAAGUCAAGGACUAGUAAAAAAAGAUCAAGGUCUGUACAAGCUGAACAAGUUGUAGCAGAAGUGAUUAAGGAUAGUGUUCAGUCGCGGGAUAAGAUUCUUUCCCACAAGAAUCAACUAAUCGAGAGACACCCUGAGUUUAGUUGUUGUCAGCUUCGAGCCAUGGAGGUUCUACACUCGCUGCCUGCUAUAAGGAUGUGGUCUCCCUUAUAA